This is a messenger RNA of Seminavis robusta, 1242 nucleotides long. Lineage: Eukaryota; Bacillariophyta; Bacillariophyceae; Naviculales; Naviculaceae. The record is from the annotation of a GenBank genome assembly.
UUCACGAUUUACCUGCUCUUCUUUUGGCCACCUCGAAUUUUGCCACGUUAGCUGCCUUCACCGAAAGCUUCAACACGCUGUUCAUGUUGUCAAACCUAUGCAUAAUUAAGCUUAUCUUCUCCAAACUUCAGUUCUCUCCCUCCUUUGCGCCUCAUUGCCAUUCUCUCGGUCUACCUGCUGAUCAGCUCUUCCAUAUUCUUCUCUCAUGUGCAUGCCUCCUCUCGAUAGCCCAGCCAACUCCUCGGCUGCUACAGCCGUUGCCAGUACUUCCAACGGAUUACCUCCUCGACCACGAAACUACUGUCUGACGCCCUGUUGUCCUGGCUAUCAACGUCAACAAGGCUGGACAGCCGAACGAAUUGCUCACAUCUGUAGCAACGUCUUUAUAUUGGGCGGGACGCUGACAGCUUUGGUGUUUGCGAUUUACGCGGCCAGUGAAGUAACGAAUGAACAUCUCGUCUUGACCGUCUUUAUUGUGGGAGGCACCGUGUUUGGUGGAGCCUGCUUACUGGGGCUGGUGAAUGUAUCAUGGAUGGCUCGUCGACCAGGUGUCCGCAUUUCGGCCAUUCAAGUGAUCUGCAACGUGGUCUUGUUCUUGAUCACAUCCUAUCUGGAGCUCCUCUUUUGGCCGUAUCCGGGAAUCGCCUACUCCAUCUUGUUCCUCGCCGGACUCCCGAUGCUGAUUAUGAUCAAUCUACCGACUUGCUUCGUCAAGAAGACACCCGAGCAAAUGAUCUUUCAAGAUGGAGAUACUAUCUGUCUUGACCAAGAUGCUAUGGACGAUGCCACGCUUGUAGACGACGUUGAAGCUUUCAAGAAGGAACAGAUGGCCGACAACGAAGACAAUACUCAACGAACCACCGUCAUGGAUAAUGCAAGUCUAUGUGACGGAGAAGGAGAUAAAAUGCCAAAAGAAGAAGUGGUGUUACAUGCUUGAGAAUAGUAGGGCACAACAGUGUGGUCAACAAUUCAUUUCCUCCAUUCAUUCCUCCACCACUCGGAACCACCAUGGCCAUACUUUUUUCACUCUUGAAAGGCAGAAGAGACGUCAACCCAGCAAUGUUUGGAAUGAAUCUGCACAAAUUGAGUUGAGUCACAAGCACUUUUGAUGCCACAAGAGCGUAAGAACGACCGGGUACAUGCAUGGCGCUGUAGCUCGGCAAAGCAGCAGUCUGUGGCGCUGCUGCCGGUUGCCAUUGUACAGUAGUAUAGCCGCUUAUUAUUAGUACGAAUGAAUAUUCC